Molecule: messenger RNA, 330 nt
Organism: Monoraphidium neglectum
Lineage: Eukaryota; Viridiplantae; Chlorophyta; Chlorophyceae; Sphaeropleales; Selenastraceae
Exons: 3
Coding region: 1-330 (109 amino acids)
Source: RefSeq, a predicted model, not a curated record
AUGCAUUCACACGGCGUCCUGAAGUUCCCAAGCAAGGACAGGUAUGAGGGCCAGUUCGAGCAGGGGUUGAUGGACGGCUAUGGAGUGUAUGUCUGGGCCGACGGCACCAUCUACCGCGGCGACUGGGUGCAGGGCCGAAUGCACGGCUGCGGCGUCAAGAUCUGGCGCCGCCCAGACGGCGGCAUAGGCAGCCAGGAGGGGAAGUUUCUGGGGGACGAGUUUGUGGGGCCCGUCAUGCCCUGCAGCAAGGACGGCGCAUUUGAGGCGGCGGUGGAAGCUGACAUGGCGUCCUAUCAGGCCCGCUCGUUCCAGGUGCGCGGGCGCUGGUGA